AUAUUGAGACACAAUACAAGUUUUUAAUACAAACAAUUAAGGAAAUGUAGAGUAAUUUUCAGGCGGGGGUUAAAAGUUUUCGAAAAUGAUUUCUCUUGGAGGAAAUUAUGUAUGCGGGGGGAAAAAAAAGAGAAAAUAAAUUAGAGCACAGCACUGCAGUGACAUGAAUAAAAUAUAUAUAUAUAAACAGUAUUAGAUCUUUUAUCACCAUUUGUUAGAAAAAAUUAAUCAUGUCAUGGGUAUAGUGACUGGCAAGGUUGCUUUCAGUCGCAUACAUUGUAUGUACAUGCACGCACAUUACAGUGUAGAUAGCAAACUGGACCUAAACCAUCUGAUUUAUUUCUCUCUCUCACUCACUCACUAACAGACAGAAGGGUUGUCAUCAUGUAGAUAGCAAACUGGACCUAAACCAUCUGAUUUAUUUCACUCACUCACACACCAACAGAGAGACGGGUUGUCGACGACCAGAAAUUUCGCUUGCGGAAGGAAGGAAGGCCGCAGAAAUGUGCAGUUGGCGCCGGCGAUUGGAGUUGGCGCUUAUGGUGAGUUGUACAACACACUACAGCCAUCAGUGCAUCUUUGAGACAGAUCCCGUUACCCUGGAAAUUGCGUAUUACCAGAGUUGAUUGGCUGGUCAGUUGUGAGAGUAUAAAACAGACGGUCUGCUGUGGACCUGGUCUUACCUGCCCGAGGAAGCCAACAGCAAAGCUGCCAGUCAGCCCCGUGGCACCAUGAGCUCCAAGAAGCGAAAGCAGCUGACGAUAGCCCGUCUGAUGUCGGCCAUAGCAUCUCUGGGCGAGCGGAAUGGCUCCAUCGUCUCCUCCAUCUACCGCUUCCUGUCCAGGGACAAGGACUCGAGGCCGACGCGCUCAGAGAUUCGCAAGGUGAUGGACAAGGCGUGCAAGGCAGGACGCAUCAAAGCGUCUGACUCGUCGCCCCGCAACAAGAAGUGUGAAGUCUACUUCAAGCUGAUCCCCGAACGUUUGCUGGGCAGUACAGGCAAAGGAAGAAAGUCGUCGAGAGGUCAGAAGCGACGACGACAGCGGCGACGGGUGUGCAGAAAACAUGGACGACACCGCAGGCAACGAAAGAACAGCACGUCAAAGAGCAGAAAGUCUAAGAUGGGCGGCAAGGGAAGGAAGAAGAGGAACUGAUGUACCAACCACACGCGAUGCUGUGGCCUUGCUGUCUUACAACCCAGGUAAAGCUAAGAAAAUGCUGAAAAAAGACCCGCAAAUUUCUCACAGCCCUUUUCAGGGCUAACCCGUUCUUUAGAAAUUUGAGAAGAAGGAGAUCAUCAUCAUCAUCAUCAUCAUCAUCAUCAUCAUCAUCAUCGUCGUCGUCGUCGUCGUCGUUGUCGUUGUCGUUGUCGUCGUCAUCGUAUGUAUGACAAUCGACGGUUGAUGUCGCUUUACAUGAUUUAUCAGAAUGAGAGAGUCGAGCUCCUUGACAUGG
Pomacea canaliculata is the source of this 1455-nucleotide messenger RNA. RefSeq lists its product as uncharacterized. Bases 732 to 1154 code for a protein of 140 amino acids. The record is from RefSeq and is a predicted model, not a curated record. NCBI's taxonomy places the organism in Eukaryota, Metazoa, Mollusca, Gastropoda, Architaenioglossa, Ampullariidae. The transcript is spliced from 2 exons.